UAAUUUUCACCUGACACCCUAAUUUACAGUGCAGAAAAUCAGCAGAGGAAAUGGCGUCAGCGAUGACGUCAUUAUCUUCCCCGCGCCGGCGAUCUUUUACCGCCUCUUCAGAGCUGUCUUCGAGUUCACAGCUCCCGCAUACGGAUGUAUGCUUUGGGGCUUGGAGGAGCAGGGAGUUCGCCAGCUGUAUCCACUUUGGUAUUCCCUACUGUUCUAAAUCCACUUUAGCCACAAUUGUUGUCUAAAUUAUACUUAGUUUGAUCUAUUUAUGGAGUACAGAUGCACUAGGGUUCAUAAAGUUGAGAUCUUUAUGAUGUAUGUUAAUGUUGAUCAUAGUUCUACUGGAUGCAGUCCAAAGUGCUAUAAAUUUUUCCUUUUUCAUUUUCAUUUUUUUUAAAAAAUUCUUGUAUUUAUAUCUAAAUAUCUGGCAAUUAUAGUUGUAAAUUGUUAGAAGGAUAAAGCUUUUUAGAGCGAAUAAGGAUAAUGUGUUUAUUUCUUUUUAUUAUUUCUCAAUAAAAUGAAAAUGAAACUUAAGCUUCAGAUUUAAUUUCCACUGUACCUGAACUAUUCAUCAAUUUAAUCAAAAAUUUUAAGCCACAGGUUUUUAGCCACGCGCUGACAAAUGAUCCCAUCAAAUAACCUUAAGCAUUAGCUCGUCGCACCAAAACUCUGGCUUGAAAGUUGAAACCUCCUCCACUCAAAAAUAAACACCCUCUCUUCAACUCUCUCUCUUCUUCCUCACCUCCCAAAAAUCAUGGCAACUUCAAUCCCAAUCCAAACCAUCCAAAACCCUCUCCUCAACAAAACUCAGUUACUUCACAAAACCCAUCUCUCUGCUCCCUCAUCCUCAUCUCAUAGACUCAUCUUCACUCCCCAUGCCAAGUUCAAUCUCUCUGAGAUCAUGGGAGGCAGAGGCCUCUGCAAUGGAGAAGCUGGCCUCCAAAAAGAGCUCAAGAGGCAAAUCCAACAAGACCCAUCUACAGGGUCACAGUCCCAACCAACUCCGCCUUCUCCGACCCCGUCAUCUUCAUUUGAUGACAAUGAUGCCUUUGAGAAGGAGCUAAUGGGCUUAACUGGUGGAUUCCCCGGAGGCGAAAAGGGCCUCGAAAAAUUCAUCCAGGAAAACCCACCACCAAAGAAGAGUUCAGCUAAUGAGGAAGCAGGUAUUGUGUUCCAAGGCUCGAAGCCGAAAGCUCCUGACUUGCCUCUGUUAAUGCCGGGGAUGAUUGUCAUUGUGAAGAAUAAGAAUAAUCCUUUCCAUAUGUAUUGCGGGAUUGUGCAGAGAGUUACUGAUGGGAAAGCUGGGGUGUUGUUUGAAGGAGGGAAUUGGGAUAGGUUGAUUACUUUCAAUCUUGAUGAGCUUGAGAGGAGGGAGAAGGGCCCACCGAUGGUGAACCCAAAGUCUUGCGUUCUUGAAUCGCUUGUGGAGGAGAAGUCGGCAUGAGAGGAAGUGUGAGGUUUGUGAAAUAAAUUUCUUGUUUAUGAUAUACCCUCUCCUCCGCAUUUGUGUACAUUACAUGCAUAUAUAUAACAUCAUUCUUCGUGUUUGAAUGAAAGUAGCUCUCAUUUGAGUGUUACUAUAUCUUCUCUUUCUGAA
Asparagus officinalis (garden asparagus) is the source of this 1597-nucleotide messenger RNA. RefSeq names its product NAD(P)H-quinone oxidoreductase subunit S, chloroplastic. Bases 755 to 1444 code for a protein of 229 amino acids. The transcript has 2 exons. Lineage: Eukaryota; Viridiplantae; Streptophyta; Magnoliopsida; Asparagales; Asparagaceae. Gene Ontology annotation, biological process: photosynthetic electron transport chain. The record is from RefSeq and is a predicted model, not a curated record.